GGAGAGAGAGAGAGAGCUGCGAAGGUGACAGGCUCUGGUGGCCACAAUUUUGAUCAGAUUCUCUUCGUUUCUUUUCACCAUCCAGCUCAGGCAGCCAUCCUCUUCUUUCUGCAGCACCUGCCAGCCCAGCAACUGCUCUGCAGCCAUGGCCCUGGGCCUCCUGCAGCUGUGCCUCAUGCUGCUAUGGGCUCUGAAGACCCAAGCUCAGAAUUCCACCACUCCAGGGGUCUUGAGACCAUCAUCAGACAAAUUCAUCAAGAAGCUAAACUUUGAGGCUAAUAAGUUCCAGGGAGAGUGGAAAGCCAUAGGAUGGGUACAGAACAGAUUUAUGAAUGCAAGCAUAAGCGACACAUUCAUGUUGAGCAUGAUUUUUAAGCUGAAGGAGGACCACAGCUACAAUGUCACCUCCAUCGGGCACAGUGACCAUGGCUGUACUCCUCGGACUGACACUUUCGUUCCAAGUGGCUUGCCCAACCAGUAUAUCUUGAAAGACGCUCAACGUUACCAGGGAUUACAGAACCUCACCAUGAAAGUCAUAGACACCAACUACAAUGAGUAUGCUGUGGUAUUCUACAAGGCAAUUGUGAACAAUCAAGAGUAUAUGGAGUGUGUCCUCUAUGCGAGGUUCAUGGAGAUGGACCUUUAUCAUCUGCUGGUGUACUUUCUUUAUGUGACCCUGAAAAUGGAAUUCCCUCAUCAGGAAAUCCACUACACCGUGCAAAAAACUGGAUGCCAUUGACUACACUGACAGAACACACAGUGCCUACUGUCUCUACUUACUGUGCUUCUCCUGUCAACUCAGCCCUGGGUGCCAUCCGGUUGAAUCACUGUCCACAAUGUCAGUGAGAGAGCUGGAAGACACUUUUUACUGCCCAUCCAUCUCCCCAAAUGCCACCCUGCCAGUGAAGCUGAACUUUUCUUCUAAAUAAACGCUUGGCACUGAGACGCGAA
This is a messenger RNA of Chinchilla lanigera (long-tailed chinchilla), 951 nucleotides long. Its product is annotated as neutrophil gelatinase-associated lipocalin-like. Bases 146 to 739 code for a protein of 197 amino acids. The transcript is spliced from 8 exons. The record is from RefSeq and is a predicted model, not a curated record. Lineage: Eukaryota; Metazoa; Chordata; Mammalia; Rodentia; Chinchillidae. Gene Ontology annotation, molecular function: small molecule binding.